Messenger RNA from Hordeum vulgare subsp. vulgare (domesticated barley), 1146 nucleotides. Its product is annotated as plant cysteine oxidase 1-like. The coding region runs from base 23 to 856 and encodes 277 amino acids. The record is from RefSeq and is a predicted model, not a curated record. The transcript has 5 exons. Lineage: Eukaryota; Viridiplantae; Streptophyta; Magnoliopsida; Poales; Poaceae. Gene Ontology annotation, molecular function: oxidoreductase activity, acting on single donors with incorporation of molecular oxygen, incorporation of two atoms of oxygen.
UUCCUUCCUUCCGAGCCGACCGAUGGGUGCGGGGGCGGCGGGGCUGGACGUGGCCGCCGGCCGGAGGCGGGUGCUGGCGGCCAAGAACAGAGCUGGCAGGCCGCGGCAGGCGAGGAGGCGCGCGCAGCCGCCGACGGCGCUGCAGCGGCUCUUCCGGGCCUGCCGCGCCGUCUUCCGGGGCCCCGGCACCGUGCCCGCGCCGCCCGAGGUCGCCCUGCUCCGUGCCAUGCUCGACAGAAUGAGGCCGGAGGACGUCGGGCUGAGCCCGGGCAUGAGGUUCUUCAGGACGAGAGACAAUGCCGCCCCAGGGAAGAAGAAGAACCCAGCAAUCACCCACGCCACCAUAUACAAAUCUGAAAAUUUCUCGAUGGUCAUCUUGUUCCUGCCGCAGAAUGCGGUCAUCCCUCUGCACAACCACCCCGGGAUGACGGUGCUCAGCAAGCUGCUCAUCGGAUCGAUGCACGUAAGGUCGUAUGACUGGGCCGACGAUCCCGGCGAUGAUCCGGCCGCCUCAUCGCCCGACGACCAACUGAGGUUGGCGGAGCUGGUUCUGGAUGAUGUCUUCACGGCGCCGUGCGACACGUCGGUCCUCUACCCGACGGCGGGGGGCAACAUGCACCGGUUCACGGCCAUCGCGCCCUGCGCCAUCCUCGACAUCCUUGGCCCCCCUUACUCCCUGGCGGAGGACCGAGAUUGCACCUACUACGAGGAUGUUCCAUGCUCCUCCCAGCAUCCCAUUGUGACCGGCAAUGAGCAAGAAGGCCGGCGCCUCGCGUGGCUGAAGGAGGUCGAGAUGCCGAGGGAUCUGAAGAUGUGCAGCGUCCGGUACGGCGGCCCGCCGGUCUCCGACAGGUGAUUGAGCCCCGCGGCCGGCACCGUUCACGGCCGAUGAGGAGCAACUCAAACAAGAUGAUGUCAGAAUCUGUUCGCCGUGUGACUAUAAAUAGCAGCAAAGCUAGCUAGCUCAGCCGUGAGCCUAGGUUUCAGUUUGGGCAUGAUGUCUCAGUGAGUGAUGGCAGUCUAUAUCAUGUAAGAGUGCUUACCUGCCUGCUUUUGCAGCAGCUGUGUGUGUGGACCUUGUCUAGAUCCUUUGUUGAUCUCUGUCAAUGCACAGAUCAUCCAUAGAUUUCACUUCUACUUGGCCAA